AUGUCAAAAAUCAAUGAAGCAGAAAGACAUAAUAAAGACCAAAAAGAAAGAAAUAUCACCACACAGGUAUCAGUGAAACAAGUCAAACAUUUUUUAUCGAAUAUAUUGGAACGAAAAAAAUCAAUUAAUGUAAUCAAGAAGAAAGAAAAUCUCUUAGAAGAAAAGAGUCAGCAUACAUUAAGAAUAAGAGGAAUUCGAAAUAAAGAUCUCUGGAAAAGAAAUAAAAAUUAUUUAAAAAAUCAAGAAAGGAAAAAUUUCACAGAUGAAGGAGACCAGCUUUUUAAGAAGGGCGUCAAGAUUCUCCAGCAGUCUAAAAGCCAAAAGCAAAAAGCAGAAGCCUACAUACUCUUUGCCAAAGCAGCUGACAUGGGAAACUUGAAAGCUAUGGAGAAAAUGGCUGAUGCUUUGCUAUUUGGAAAUUUUGGCAUGCAGAAUAUAACAGCAGCCAUCCAAUUAUAUGAGUCCUUGGCUAAAGAAGGAUCAUAUAAAGCCCAAAACGCAUUAGGAUUUUUGUCUUCUUAUGGAAUAGGAAUGGAAUACAAUCAAGCUAAGGCACUGAUCUAUUACACUUUUGGAAGUGCUGGAGGAAGCAUGAUGUCCCAGAUGAUUUUGGGGUACAGAUAUUUAUCAGGAAUCAAUGUUCUACAGAAUUGUGAAGUUGCCCUAAAUCAUUACAAGAAAGUGGCAGAUUAUAUCGCUGACAAACUGGAAAAAAGUGAAGGUAUUCCAGUGGAAAAAGUGAGACUAACUGAAAGACCUGAAAAUCUGAGUUCUAACAGCGAGAUUUUGGAUUGGGACAUAUACCAAUACUAUAAAUUCCUGGCAGAAAGAGGAGAUGUUCAAAUACAAGUAUCUCUCGGACAGUUACAUCUAAUUGGGAGGAAAGGUCUAGAUCAAGAUUACUAUAAGGCAUUAUACUACUUCUUAAAGGCAGCAAAAGCUGGGAGUGCAAAUGCCAUGGCAUUUAUAGGAAAGAUGUACUUAGAGGGGAAUGCUGCAGCACCACAAAAUAAUGCUACUGCCUUCAAAUAUUUUUCUAUGGCAGCUAAUAAGGGCAAUGCAAUUGGCCUUCACGGGCUCGGUCUUCUUUAUUUUUAUGGAAAAGGAGUUCCUGUGAAUUAUGCAGAAGCCCUUAAAUACUUUCAGAAAGCUGCAGAGAAAGGAUGGCCAAACGCACAGUUUCAGUUAGGCUUUAUGUACUACUCUGGCUCUGGAGUAUGGAAGGAUUAUAAACUUGCCUUCAAAUAUUUUUACUUGGCAUCUCAGAGUGGGCAGCCCCUCGCCAUUUAUUACCUGGCCGAGAUGUACGCCACAGGAACAGGAGUGUUAAGAUCAUGCAGAACUGCUGUGGAGAAAAGGCUAAAAUUCUUGAAAAAGAGAAGAUGUACCCAAUGGCACUUCUCCUGUGGAAUCGAGCUGCUAUUCAAGGACAUUCACCUGGCCAGGAGGUUAUAUGAUAUGGCUGCUCAAACAAGUCCAGAUGCUCACAUACCUGUGUUCUUUGCCCUCAUGAAACUGGAAACCGUGCAUUUGCUCCGAGAUAUCCUGUUUUUUAAUUUUACAAUGAGAUGGAAAUGGAUGAAACUGGACAACACCCUUGGACCAUACUGGGAUUUAUUUGUGAUUGGCCUAAUUGUUGCUGUGCUGAUCUUCUUGCUUAGAAAUCGCUACGGGUAGGAUUUGGACCAUAAUAAGACCUGCUCAUGGGAACCAGUUCACUUCAAGUUAUCAUCAUUCAAUAAAAAAUGUCCCUGUCAGACUCAAGAGUCAGCCGCUGAUUUCCCUGCUGAUAGGCCUGUGAUGGAAAAUGGACAAAGGUUGGAACCUAUCCUCUGAGAAACCACUUCAGACCUCCUGCCUAGUUGAGAUGACCAGUUGCAGGAGAAGGGGUUGCUGGAGACCAAUCAACUAAGAUUUCCUUACAAAUAUGUCAUCUUGGUGAUCAAGUCCUGAGUGAGGGAUCAAGACCACCCAUUUUCAUGUGGUUAUAACAACCUGUCCCCUUUAGAGAGGACUAAUGGGUUUCUUGGCUCCUACAAACAUAGUGAAGUUGAGAGGAGGGGAAGUGCAGGGAGGGCAAGAACACAGAUCCCUCAGAAUCUGAUAAAGGCAAAAAUUACAAACAGAGCCUUUGUCUUAUAGGGAUGAGCUGAUGAUCACACUGUAGCUCUAAUGAGCAAAGUUCCUCGUGGCAUGCUGUGCCAGACGACCGACGUAGACUCCUGACGGGGGCCUCCUCUCAAAGCUCCCUGCGGUUGUAUAGUGAGCAACACCAUUUGCAAGUCCAUCUCUUCCUUUCCUCAUGGACCCUGGGGAAUCCCCAUUGGAGCACUCAGAGAGAGGGAUGGUACCAGCCUCCUAGGACAGCCCCUACUGGGCCUAGGUGCCUAUCUCCCCUUAGAGGGGAGGGCUGGGGCCCAAAGCUGGAGCAAGGGUGGGAGAGAAGAAUGCAGGAAGCCCAUGACUCUUGUCAAGGGCCAGGCUUGAAUCUCACCUCUGCAACUCUUUAGCUAUUUGACCUCAAUGAGCCUCAGUUUCCUCAUCUGCAAAAUGAGAAGAUCUUAGAGAGCUAGUCUGAGGAUUAAUGGAAUAAUGCGUGCAAAGGAAUUAUGACAGGGCCUGACAUCUAAAAUGAACUCCAUAAAUGAUAACUUUUAAUAUUCUUCAAAAAUGUAUGGCAUUUUGCUUGGAACAUGGGAAUAACUUAGUUGGUAACAAAUCAGUGUGGUUCAGUGCCCUUUUUUUGGUAGGAAAAGAUUAUGCUUGCCUACUUGAAAACCCAAAGGAGGGUCAGAAAAAGAGUUAAUUAAUAACAUUGAUCAUAAGCAGAAAGUAAAGUGAAAUGGAUUUGGAACCAAACAACCUAGGUUUGAGGUCCAGCUCUGUCCCUUAGUAGCUCUAUGACUUUGGGCAUAAUUUGUCCAAAUCUCAGUUUUUCCUCCAUAAAGUGGGAUUAAUUCCUACCUGACUGGAUUUGUGAGUUUCAAUAAGCCUAAAUUCAUGGGUGCUUUAUAAACACUGUACACACACAUACUAGCCACAGUCAUUUACUUGGCUAUCAACUAUCCAGGCCUGUCUGAAGUCCGAGUGUUUAGGAUUUCCUGGACACAAUCCCUGACUUACUAGAGUGUUCCAAGUCCAAAGGAAGCUAAUUUGCAAACUUGAAAGGAAGUUUGCAAACAUAAAAGGAAGGAGCAGGCAUCCAAGCCUCAGGUCAGAGCCUAACAGGAAGGCCAGCCAUUGUGACAUCUCAUGGAUGUCUGGUAUGUGAGCACAUCAGAGACAGGAAUGUCCAAAGAGGGGGAUUGUGGAAGAUAAAGUCAGGUCCCCAAGACUGGGUGAAAAAUGAGCUCCUUUUCAGUAAAGUUUGUGAAAAUGGCGGCAGGCAGGGCAGAAAGGGAGACUACUCGGCUUGCUGUGUAGGGUGAAGCAUUACCUGAGAUAGAGGAGUGAGCGCAGCGCCAGCUUAUCCAUUUCCCAUUUCAACUCAUUGUUCCAAGGAAGUGUGAGCCAAAGGCUUUGAAAACACAAGUGGUUUAGAGUGUUUGCAUCCUUCAACUGUCCAUCUCUGGGCUGCUCCUCCAAGAGCAGCUGCUACCACCACUGCAUGGACUGUAAUGGACUUGGCAUCUGCCCACACCUGAGCAGCUGAGUGGGGACUGAAUGCUGAUCAGUGUGCACUGUUCUGCACAGCGCCUUCGCAUACAUGUCUCAAUCAGAGAACUCUGGGUUGCAAUAAAAUACACCCAGAGUUCCCAUUGUGGCGAAGUGGAAGCGAAUCUGACUAGUAUCCACAAGGU
Messenger RNA from Sus scrofa (pig), 3800 nucleotides. NCBI's taxonomy places the organism in Eukaryota, Metazoa, Chordata, Mammalia, Artiodactyla, Suidae. The record is from RefSeq and is a predicted model, not a curated record.